Molecule: messenger RNA, 3821 nt
Organism: Limanda limanda (common dab)
Lineage: Eukaryota; Metazoa; Chordata; Actinopteri; Pleuronectiformes; Pleuronectidae
Product: serine/threonine-protein phosphatase with EF-hands 2-like
Exons: 17
Coding region: 1469-3619 (716 amino acids)
Biological process (GO): negative regulation of MAPK cascade; detection of stimulus involved in sensory perception
Cellular component (GO): cytosol; nucleus
Molecular function (GO): Hsp90 protein binding; calcium ion binding; manganese ion binding
Source: RefSeq, a predicted model, not a curated record
UUUAUGUUUCUAUGUUCAUUGUAUGCACCAAUAACCAGAGCAAAUUCCAGUUAGAUGUAAACCUACUUGGCAAUAAAUACCUUCUGAUUCUGAUAUAGUUAGCAAGGUUGUACAAAAACUGCAAGACAUUGCCCCAAAAAUGGGUGAAAGGAUGUUUUAGGCGUUAGGGAAGAACCCAUUAACCUUUAGUGUAGAUCCGAAACAGGGGGUGGAUCAAGAAUAAAAAAAAAUAAAAAAAACAGUUUUGACAUUUUCCUUGAUUUCUCACAAAACAAUUAAUGGAUCUUGAUGUGAAAAGCCAGACGCGUUUAGGGGAUAUUUAUGAUUGUGUGCAAUUCGGUGCAGCUCCGAAACAGGAAUGUGGAUCUAUUGAAUUAAAAUGUUGUUUCAUGAGAGGACUGCUGGACCGUGGCAAAUGUCUGUGCUCUAGUUCCUGAUUUUUUGUUCCAAUAUGUAUCAGCCAUGUAUUGUUAAAAAGGUAAACAAUUCUAAUUUGACAAUUCAAGCUUGGUUAACCUUAAACUUAUCUGCAUUCGUUUCUAAGAAUUCUAAGAAGUCAACUGCUUCCCAUUUUUUUCUGAGCCUCCUCCCUGAUCCACUUGUUCCCCCGGCUGUUUUUGUGGACAGAUACUUAUGCCCACCAUCUGUUUAAGCAUGUCAACAACCCUCAAAAACUCCCAGUUAACCAUCAAGGUCAAGCAGAACCAGAACACGGCCAUCAGCAUCUGCAGCUGAAGCAACUGAAGCUAGAUAUUCUGCAGAAUGGACGAGUGAAAUAAACAAUGAUUGCACAUGAUAUGUUUUCAAAUAAUAUUUAUUCUGUUACCUAUAUGAAUGCAUUUUUUGGGAAUAGAAGGAUCAGUAUAACCAGUAUUUGCAGCUGUCAUAUUAUUCACAUUGAUGGCACAGGCCAAGACAACCUGCUUUCAAAGCAGCUGCUGCCCUUUAUCAGAACGCUCAUCUGUUUAAUCAGCGCCAGGCGUAGUAAGGUUUUAAUCCUAAUCCACUUUGCAUGUUGUUUUGUUUAGGUGAUCACGGGGUUUGUCCGAGACACCUCUCCCAGCAGCUCAUGAGCAUUUUCACCAGUGUGUGUUUGUUUCUGACUUUUGUGAGUGUGUGGCUUCAGGGACGGGACAUGCAAUAGAUUUACAGACACUGGGACAGGUGCGGCUGCAGGAGGAAAAUAAACAAUGUGUCUGAGGAAGUGAGAGGAAGGGAUGGACAAAAUGUAGCAAGGGCAGUGAAAACAAGGGUCAUGGGAUGUGGGAUGGGAAAAUCGGAACUACGGCUGAAGAAAUCUGACAGAGUGACCAUCUCAGUUCCAGGUAAACAUCAGUUUCAUUCCAACAUGUCUUUACACCUGUAAUUAAACUUAAUGCAUUAUUUGAGUUAAUUCACAUAACAUCUUCAAUCUCUAUUCAUUUUACUACGCUCUGUGAAGCUUCCACUGGUGAGUCUGACACAGUAAAUGAAAGCAUUGCAACAUGACAGAGGAAGAGCAGUGUUGACUCUCCUCUUCUCUUUCCCAGCAAUCAGGGCGGCUCUGUUGAUCCAGCGCUGGUACCGUCAGUACGUGGCCCGGCUGGAGGUGAGACGCAGGUGCACGUGGAACAUCUUCCAAUCCAUUGAAUACGCAGGAGAGCAGGACCAGAUUAAGCUCUACAAUUUCUUUGGCUUCCUGAUGCACCACUUCACCCCAGCCAGCAGUGAGAGGAACCUCAUAUCGCACAUCUUUCGCGAGAAUGAAAUCUGCCACCACGCAGAGUGGGAGAGGUAUUUCUGCUGCGAGAGCGUCGAGGUGCCAGACAGCUACGCCGGCCUCCACCUGACCUUUCCCAUGACCUUCUGUGGGGUGUCGAAGCUGGUGGAGGCCUUCAAGCACAAACAACUGCUCCAUGCUCGCUACGUUCUGCAGCUUCUCGGAGAGACCUGGAGACUUCUGAGAACUCUUACCAACAUCAAUCAUGUCUCCACCUGCCAUACGAAGGAGAUUACCAUAUGCGGAGACUUGCACGGGCACCUCGAGGACCUGCUGUUGAUAUUCUAUAAGAAUGGUUUGCCGUCCUCCGAGAAACCGUAUGUCUUCAACGGAGACUUUGUGGAUCGAGGCAAAAACUCCUUGGAGAUCCUGCUCAUCCUGUUUGGGUUCCUGCUGGUCUACCCCAAUGACGUGUACCUGAACAGGGGGAACCACGAGGACCACAUUGUUAACAUGAGAUAUGGUUUCACUAAAGAAGUUCUGGGCAAAUACAGGGUGCAUGGCAAGAAGAUCCUGAAGCUUCUCCAGAAGAUCUUCAGCUGGCUGCCCCUGGCCACAGUGAUCGAUCAUAAGGUGCUGGUAGUGCACGGAGGGAUCUCCGACACGACAGACCUCGACAUGAUAGCCAGAGUGGACCGACACAAAUACGUGUCGGCCCUCAGGCCUCCGAAGACGACCCAUCAUGCAGUAAACGGUGGUAAAACCAUGAACAACAAUGACAGAGACGCCAGCGGACCAGUGGAAGCCAGGCGUCGAGUGUGCUCUUUUAGCCACCACAGCUCGCCACCACCUCAGUGGCAUGACCUACCUCGCCGCUCGCUGCACAACCUGCCAAUGAGCCGUCAGCUCAGUUGGUCGGUGGAGGAGGAGCUCAAGAGGAGGCGCAGGCUGGCCGGGCUUGACCAGUCCUAUGGUGAGCUGCCGAGAUCUGACUCUGACCCAGAGUGCAGAGCGACAGCAGAGACAGACGAGCAUGAGUGGAAACAGAUAGUGGACGUGUUGUGGAGUGACCCCAUGCCCCAAAAUGGCUGCGUUCCCAAUGAGGUGCGAGGUGGAGGCUGCUACUGGGGUCCAGACGUCACUGAGGAGGUGCUGGGGAGACACAACCUGCAGCUCCUCAUCCGCUCCCAUGAGUGCAAACAGGACGGCUACGAGUUCUGCCACAACCGCAAGGUGCUGACAAUAUUUUCGGCCUCAAACUACUAUGAGGAGGGCAGCAACAGAGGAGCCUACAUCAGAAUGGGUCCUGACCUGGUCCCACACUUCAUUCAGUACCAGGCCAGCCGGACGCGCAGAGAGCUCACCCUGAGACAAAGUGUUGGGUGGACGGAGAGAUCAGCGCUACGGGCCCUGAGGGAACAACUGUUUGUGCAUAAGUCAGAUCUCAUCAGUGCUUUCCAGGAGUUUGAUCCCAACAACACAGGGAUGAUCAGUCUGAGGCACUGGGCCAGUGCCACAGAGAGUGUGCUGAAGCUGGGUCUGCCCUGGAGGGUGCUCCGCCCUCAGCUAGUCAGCAGCACCCAGUACAGCAUGGUCGACUACCAGCAGUGGAUCAGGGAGCUCUCCAUCACUGAGCCCAAACUAGAGAUAUCUGACACCAGCAUCCUGGAGACUAUGUACAAGAACCAUUCAAACCUGGAAACCAUCUUUCGGAUCAUAGACACAGAUCACUCUGGUUCGAUCUCUUUCGAAGAGUUUCGUCAGACCUGGAAGCUGCUGAGCUCGCAUCUGAAGACAGAAAUCAGCGGCGAGGCCAUCGCAGACCUGGCUCAGAGCAUCGACUUCAACAAGGAUGGGAGCAUCGACAUCAAUGAGUUCAUGGAGGCCUUCCGGCUGGUGGACCUCUCCUCACAUACCUGAGAGGCUGGACCAGGAGCUGGAGCUGCUGGAGCUGCUGAUCUGCUGCUUUGAAAACUGCCACAAAUACACUGGGACACUCAUCUGUGGGGAUUCAGAACCAGUAGCAUUUCACCUGCAUGAGCUUGGGGGGGCCGACAGAGUGAAAACUAGACAUUUAUUUUCUACCUCUUUACCUCUUAGACUGUUGGCUGAUUUUUUAAGA